Messenger RNA from Octodon degus (degu), 2748 nucleotides. RefSeq names its product coatomer protein complex subunit gamma 1 (gene Copg1). The transcript is spliced from 24 exons. The record is from RefSeq and is a predicted model, not a curated record. The coding region runs from base 116 to 2740 and encodes 874 amino acids. NCBI's taxonomy places the organism in Eukaryota, Metazoa, Chordata, Mammalia, Rodentia, Octodontidae. Gene Ontology annotation, cellular component: COPI vesicle coat; Golgi membrane; endoplasmic reticulum-Golgi intermediate compartment. Gene Ontology annotation, biological process: endoplasmic reticulum to Golgi vesicle-mediated transport; intra-Golgi vesicle-mediated transport; organelle transport along microtubule. Gene Ontology annotation, molecular function: structural molecule activity.
GGCGACGUGGCCGCCGGAGCCCGGAAGUGGUCCGGGUGGGACGCGGGCCGGGGAGUCGUAGUGCACCGCGUCGAUACCUCCUAGCGCCGCUGCUUGCGCCCCGACUGGCGUCAGGAUGUUGAAGAAAUUCGACAAGAAGGACGAGGAGUCGGGUGGAGGCUCCAACCCAUUCCAGCACCUGGAGAAAAGUUCAGUACUCCAGGAGGCCCGUGUCUUUAAUGAAACUCCCAUCAACCCUCGGAAAUGUGCCCACAUCCUCACCAAGAUUCUUUACCUCAUAAACCAGGGGGAGCACCUGGGGACCACUGAAGCAACGGAGGCCUUCUUUGCCAUGACCAAACUUUUUCAGUCCAAUGACCCCACACUACGGCGAAUGUGCUACUUGACCAUCAAGGAGAUGUCUUGCAUUGCAGAGGAUGUCAUCAUCGUUACCAGCAGCCUGACAAAAGACAUGACUGGGAAAGAGGACAACUAUAGGGGCCCGGCUGUGCGUGCCCUGUGCCAGAUCACUGACAGUACCAUGCUGCAGGCCAUUGAGCGCUACAUGAAGCAGGCUAUUGUGGACAAGGUGCCCAGUGUCUCUAGUUCUGCCUUGGUGUCUUCCCUGCACCUGCUGAAGUGUAGCUUUGACAUGGUCAAGCGCUGGGUGAAUGAGGCUCAGGAGGCAGCAUCCAGCGAUAACAUCAUGGUUCAGUACCAUGCACUGGGGCUCCUGUACCAUGUGCGAAAGAACGACCGCCUGGCUGUCAACAAGAUGAUCAGCAAGUUCACCCGGCAUGGCCUGAAGUCACCCUUCGCCUACUGCAUGAUGAUCCGAGUGGCCAGCAAGCAACUAGAAGAGGAGGACGGCAGCCGCGACAGUCCACUGUUUGACUUCAUUGAGAGCUGCUUGCGAAACAAACAUGAAAUGGUGGUGUAUGAAGCUGCUUCAGCCAUCGUCAAUCUGCCAGGCUGCAGUGCCAAAGAGCUGGCUCCAGCAGUGUCAGUGCUCCAACUCUUCUGCAGUUCUCCCAAGGCUGCGCUCCGCUAUGCUGCCGUCCGCACUCUCAAUAAGGUGGCCAUGAAGCACCCAUCUGCUGUGACCGCCUGUAACCUGGACCUGGAGAACCUGGUUACAGACUCAAAUCGCAGCAUUGCCACACUGGCCAUCACCACACUGCUCAAGACAGGCAGCGAGAGCAGCAUUGACCGUCUCAUGAAGCAGAUCUCAUCCUUCAUGUCGGAGAUCUCUGAUGAGUUCAAGGUGGUGGUUGUCCAGGCUAUCAGUGCCCUGUGUCAGAAAUAUCCUCGAAAACAUGCUGUCCUUAUGAACUUCCUGUUCACCAUGCUGCGGGAGGAGGGUGGCUUUGAGUACAAGCGUGCCAUCGUGGACUGCAUCAUCAGUAUCAUCGAGGAGAACUCUGAGAGCAAGGAGACGGGGCUGUCUCACCUAUGUGAGUUCAUUGAGGACUGUGAAUUCACAGUGCUGGCCACACGCAUCCUGCAUCUUCUGGGCCAGGAGGGGCCCAAGACCAACAACCCCUCUAAGUACAUCCGCUUCAUCUACAAUCGCGUGGUGCUGGAGCACGAGGAGGUCCGUGCAGGUGCCGUGAGUGCUCUGGCCAAAUUUGGAGCCCAGAAUGAAGAGAUGCUGCCCAGCAUCCUGGUGCUGCUGAAGAGGUGUGUGAUGGAUGAUGACAACGAAGUAAGAGACCGAGCCACCUUCUACUUGAAUGUCUUAGAGCAAAAGCAGAAGGCACUCAAUGCUGGCUAUAUCCUAAACGGUCUGACUGUGUCCAUCCCUGGGCUGGAGAGGGCUCUGCAGCAGUAUACUCUUGAACCAUCAGAAAAGCCCUUUGACCUCAAGUCUGUGCCCCUGGCUACCACACCCAUGGCUGAGCAGAGACCAGAAAGCACCCCUAUCACAGCCACCAAACAGCCUGAGAAAGUGGCAGCCACCCGGCAGGAGAUCUUCCAGGAGCAGUUGGCAGCAGUGCCAGACUUCCAAGGCCUGGGGCCCCUCUUCAAGUCCUCACCCGAGCCUGUGGCCCUCACUGAAUUGGAGACGGAGUAUGUAGUCCACUGCACCAAACACGUCUUCACUGAGCACAUGGUGUUCCAGUUUGACUGCACAAACACUCUCAAUGACCGCAUGCUGGAGAAUGUCACUGUGUACCUGGAGCCCACUGAGGCCUACGAGGUGCUCUGCUAUGUGCCUGCCCGAAGCCUGCCUUACAACCAGCCUGGCACCUGCUACACACUGGUGGCACUGCCCAAGGAAGACCCCACAGCUGUGGCCUGCACGUUCAGCUGCAUGAUGAAGUUCACUGUGAAGGACUGCGACCCCACCACAGGGGAGAUAGAUGAAGAGGGCUAUGAGGACGAGUACGUGCUGGAGGACCUGGAGGUCAGUGUAGCAGAUCACAUUCAGAAGGUCAUGAAAGUGAACUUCGAAGCAGCCUGGGAUGAGGUAGGGGAUGAGUUCGAGAAGGAGGAGACAUUCACGCUGUCUACUAUCAAGACGUUGGAAGAGGCCGUGGGCAACAUCGUGAAGUUCUUGGGAAUGCACGCAUGUGAGAGGUCAGACAAAGUUCCAGACAACAAGAACACCCAUACGCUGCUCCUGGCAGGUGUGUUCCGGGGUGGUCAUGACAUCCUUGUGCGUGCUCGGCUGUUGCUUUUGGACACAGUGACAAUGCAGGUGACAGCCCGAAGUUCCGAGGAGCUGCCAGUUGACAUCAUCUUGGCAUCUGUGGGCUAGGAGGCCUG